Phytophthora nicotianae INRA-310 is the source of this 2266-nucleotide messenger RNA. RefSeq lists its product as hypothetical. Gene Ontology annotation, cellular component: endosome; retromer complex. The record is from RefSeq and is a predicted model, not a curated record. Gene Ontology annotation, biological process: intracellular protein transport; retrograde transport, endosome to Golgi. NCBI's taxonomy places the organism in Eukaryota, Oomycota, Peronosporomycetes, Peronosporales, Peronosporaceae. The coding region runs from base 1673 to 2152 and encodes 159 amino acids. The transcript is spliced from 6 exons.
CAAUGGAGUAGCCAUUGUAUACAGACUGGACUAUUGAAGAAGACAUGGUCGCUGCCAGCGGUUCCACCAGCGCAGCGCCGUUGCCGACACUUACUACACCACAGAGAGUGUGUCUUUGCUGUGUAAUUGUUGCCCACGACGAGGCUUACAAGUGUGGUAGGCAGAUACUGUACUUAGCAAUUGCGAAGAAUCCCCUCUAACUCUAAACGCAUAAAACGUUGAAUGUUUGCACGGACCGCGCUACGAAGUUCCUGUUGCCAGAGUGCAACACCUGCGUGUUCUUGGUGUCGAUGGCAAUUUCAUGUGCCAACCCAUCGGUCGUAGGUCGUCGCUCCUUCUUGGCAGCAACCGGUUUGAUGGCAAAGCGGCUAUCACCGUAGACGAAGACGGAGCCGACGACCAGGAACACACCGAAGUAGAAGGAGAACGUGGCUGUCUGGUCGAACAUGUAGUUGGAGAUGAUGCAUGACAAGAUAAGCGAGAAGGAUGUGCCGAAGUUCUUGACGAUGUUGUCCGAGUAGCGCACAACAGCAGCGAUAGUGAGUCCACCGACGGCCUGUAAGAAGAUCACUGCAAAGACCGUCGGGUGGAAACCGUGGAAGAAGCCAUUCGUCCACACUUCGCCAAAGUUGCGCACGAGGUCGAAGCAAGUGACGCCCACAGAGAUGGCGGACAGCUGCAGGUUGCGCGUCCAGAGCGGGUCAAGCGUCUGCUGAGUCUGGACGCCCUUGUGAGACUUCAUGACGCGCUCAAAGUAGGCUGCUGCAAGGCCAGAAUUGACUGCCAGUCCAAGCAUAAUGCAGAUACCAAUGAAUCGCUUGGUGCUUGUGGCUUCGUCCGUGUGCUGCGAUCCACUCGGUAGUCGCGAGUAGGAGCAGAUGGCUACACCGGCCAUUAGUGCUACCAUAGCGCACCACUGUACGGCACUGAAGCGACGAUGUAGCAGCACGAUCAUGAACAUGGCGGUGGUGAUGAUUUUGAGCUGGUACACGAUCUGGUACGUGGCCACGUCCACGUAGUCAUAGGCCACGAGAGCGAACAUGUUCUGUAGCGCGUACAGGAAAGCGAGCACCGCCAUCUUCGUGAGUCCCGUCUUGUCAGCGAAGACUUCGAUCUGUAGCGUACGCACGGACGCCUUGACGUUGCCUCGUUUGGUCUUGAGAAGCAUGAGGUAGCACAGCACGAACUUGAGCAUCUCCACGAGCAGCACGACGGAGCUGGGACGGUACUUCGGUCCGGCCUUGGCUCGUGAGUACUUGGACACGAUGGACAGCGCCGUGUUCUGCAGCACCAGCAUCACGAAGCUCACAUGCUUGAGUGAAAUCCCCAUGGUGGCUGUGGCUAGAAGAGGGAAGGACGAACUGUGAGCGACGCCGACCGAGCUCAAAGGGAUACUUAGCCCAGCGCUUCCACCGUUACCGCACUCGUCGCGUAAGUAACUGCUGAACCUUGAAUGACGUUUGUAUUGCUUACAAAUUGCAAGUAUAAUUCCGACUGACCAAUCAGCGUCGAGUACGUCGUUCAGUCGUGAAUCGCACUUAAUCGAAGUGGAUUCAUCUUUUUUGAAGCGAAUCAUAGAAGAAAACAUGGCGUCGGGUUUCGGAGAGUGUUGGUGAUCGGGGACAGUCAUAUCCCGAAUCGAGCCUCGGAGAUCCCCGAGAAGUUCCAGAAGAUGCUGGUUCCUAACAAGAUGCAGCACGUCCUGUGCACUGGAAAUAUGGUGACCAAGGAGCAAUUCGAUGAGCUGCGUAACUUGGCGCCCAACGUCCACCUCGUGGCAGGAGACUGCGACCAGGAGGGAAUAUACCCCGAGACGAAGGUCAUUACAAUUGGUCAGUUCCGGAUUGGGCUAUGUCACGGACAUCAGAUCGUCCCGUGGGGCGACCAGCACAGUCUCGCAGCUCUACAACGAAAAAUGAACGUCGACAUUCUUGUCACUGGCCACACCCACAGGUCCCACAUUCGAACGGAACAUGGCAAGUGGUUCAUCAACCCUGGAUCCAUAACAGGCGCCUUUAGUAGCGUCUCCAGUGACGUGAUCCCGAGUUUCAUGCUCAUGGCGUUGCAGGGGCCCAAAGUCGUCGCCUUCCUCUAUGAACUCAAAGGCGACAACGUCGUCGUUUCCAAGAGUGAGAUCACUAAAGAGAUGUAGUGAUUGUUUCAAGCUUCAAUGUCUUGUACUGUUGCUAUUUCUCCAUGUUCAGUGGGGUGGGGGCCAUCAUGCUGCAAAAGACCAGGAGGAAUAUCCUGGUGUGAAAUCCUGUUG